AUGGUUGACACAUAUGAUGUCACUGGAGCUGCUAGAACCACACGGCCACAAUCAGCUCUUUCACAUACUGGAAGACCAACCACUAGCUUACGAACACAACACAUCUCGUCAAACACAACUCCUAACACUGCUAUUAUAGGGUCCCGGGCCCAACGUCCCAGCUCGGCCCAGACACCGCCCAACCCCGCUGCCAAGCUUUACUCGUCACCUCCACCUAUGGGUGCGCAGCCGCCUCUCAAACCAGUCGGAUCCACAGCCGUGCCCCCACUUGUCUUCGGGGAGCGUCUCAAUCAAGUCUCCACUGGCUCUCUACUUCUUCCCUUAGAACGCUGCUACGACACUGCUAUUACAAAGAGAAAGGAGCGAGAUAGCUCGGCAGGUAACGGCCCUCAGGCUUUGCUGGGCCCGGUAGGCCGUUUGGUUUCAUCUAAAAGGCUGUACACUAAAGCUGCACAAGAAACAAACCAACCACCCGGUGCCUCAGCAACAGGCCAGUCUCUUCGCCUUCAUGACGUUGGCUCUGAGCCCACGCAGCAGUUUUUAUCCCAGUACCAGCUUUCUCCAGAGCGCUAUCGACGCCAAGAUGCUCAGAAAGCAUUAGAGUCUUCUCCACUUUGCACAGUUGACAUUUAUGGACGUGUCAGUCGUGACAGUAUUGCUUCUGCAUUACUCGGAACCAAUGCAGGUCACGUUGAUGAAAGUGAGAUAUUAGAAGAUACGUUGAGAGUUACACCUCUUAGCUCAGGGGUCCUUCGAAGGCCGACUAGUACCACUCAGCUUACCUCCAGGAUCCGGCGUGAACGCACCGGGGGCACUGCAGACUCGUCAUACGGUGAUAGACUGACCUUCACAGGUGCCCAAAGUGGUCCAUCAGGAGACAAUCCUCCAGAGCUAGCACUACAGCGACGUAUAGAGGAGUUUAAGCGCACAGGAAGAAAAUCAGAGUUUGUGGUCGAUCCUGGGCAGCUACAGGGCUGCAAGCUGUAUGAGCAGAACAGUAAGAUGGCGCUGGACGCGGUCCGGCCCAGCACAGCGCUUAGUAGCUACACUAGAGGCUUAAACAAGAAAUAUAAGUUUACUGGCAAGAUACGCAGUGCUAGCGAAAUGGGGUACUCUAGCAGCAUUUCAGGUACUGCAGAUCAUAGCGGAUCACGAGGACAGGACGCCUUGGAAGGACCGGACGAAAAGCUGUCCCAAGGGAUUAAGAAAAUUACACGGUCUAUGUCAGAUUGGGUGAUUAAAAGCCGAGCAGGCUCUGCAUCCAGUGCAUCCCUCAGAAAAACAACUAAAUCGGCUAAACAGGAUCUCAGCUCAGCAACUCCUGUCCCCAUUCACGCACCAAGCAACGAUGCGCUACAGCAAGCUGCUACCCUUCCAACAGAGGAGUGUGCAGAUGGCUCUGCUGACCCACUGACAAAAGCUAUUAUCGAGAUAGACGCAGUACUUCCAAUCUUUAAGUGUAUUAAAGAACGCGCGGAGAUUGAGCGUAUCAUCUGCCAAGAUGUUAAUGGCGAGCAAGUUAUAGCCGACUCUGCCACAGGGCAUUCCGUGCACGGGUCCCCAGGAGGAUUACGAAAGUCGAGCUUCUCUACCAAAUUUACAGAGUCCCCCUUUCAACUGGCCAAAGGUUACUCUCAUAACCAAAAGUUUGAUAUUUGCAGGGAGCUCCGUAACUACUUUAAGAAUUUGGAUGGCGAUCGAAGCUCUUUUAGCUAUACUACUUCCUACGAACUCAUGAUGUAUGCAGAAACCUACUACACGGGCCUUAAGACUCAGUACGAGGCCUUUCUUAACGCCUCUCCUGAGCUUAUUGCAAGUGGACUCAUGCAAUCCGAAUUUAUUUAUCUUACAUAUGAUAUCCCCUCUGUCCGCCAAAUGAUUUUAAGUCAUGCUGAAGUAGGUUACACUGCCGCCGAUGCUUUUGCCAGAGGGCAAAUCUCAUCAGACACACCGUCUGGGAGAAAAACUCCUCGCAGUCACUCCUCCGUUGAGAAUGUACAUUGCCCAGCGGCUGCUUGUGACGUGUCACAGGUCUACGCACAAUCACAUCCAUGGCAGAACCCAUACGAGCUGCUGGUCUGUGCAUAUCACCAAAUCAACCCAGAUCGGUACUUUACUCUUUCUUGCAACGGUAUAUGCUAUCAGGAGCCAGCCACUAAGACAACACAGCUUCUAAGCAUCGCUGAUUGGGAAAGGGAGCGCAGAUACUACCUCGAGUUACGGAGGAACAACUUUUUCUCCACCUUUAGGCAGCGAAAGUACUUGAGCCUCUGGAAGCACAGCAUAGCGACUACAGCUCGUAAUAAGUCCAUUUCGGCACUGACACGCUCCAGCCUUUUGGCCAGUAACGUCUUCCUGGGCCCGCUCCAGGAAAUUCACAGUUUGUGCUACCAGUUUUCAUUAGAGCUCCGCUUUGUUCCCUUUAAGAAGUACUGCUUUGAAUUUCUUCCAACAUACUUAACCAGAUUGGGCCUGGAUAAAAAGAGAGCAGAGGCUUUGUACGUAACUAUGACCAAUGUUCCAAGCACCAUAACUCUCAAGCAGUUCGUAGUGGAGUCGCGCAACCGGAUCACUGCCGUCAAGUCUCUUCUGGGCAACUAUAUUACAACGAUCUCCGAAAUCCUUCUAGUGCUGGGAAAGCAAGUGCAGCAGCAGGUCCAUGGUCGUAUCAUUCAGCAGAGUGCAUCAGAAAGCGCUUCUUCGUCUGGAGUUUCUAGCGCCAAAGCGCAGCAACAAGUCGGCCCAGCGUCUGUCAAGGGUCGUUCUGAUGUUAGUCACGAUUCUAAAAAGGCGCAGAAGCGCAAUUCGAAAGCAAUACUGUCUACGCUAUCGAGCUAUUCCGUAUUUAACAUGUCUAGAGUGCGGGCAAUGAUUCGUCUGGUCGAUUAUAUGAUGGUUAAGUUCAUGCUUGAACUCUUACUUCAAGCAAAUGACGAUCUAAUGGAUUUAUUUUUCGGUGUGCCAUGCAUCCCCCGCGAACAAGAAUCAACGGCGCCCCAGAGCAUCCGGGAGUUGACACAAGAAGAUCUCAACUUGCUCCAAGAGGAUGGUGGGCGCAGACUCCUUAUAAACCCGCCAAAGGUCCAAAAAUACUUAGCACAAGGAGCUGAUAAGCAAAAGAAUGCCUCACACGAGGUGCUUCAUCAUCUAGAUAACGAAGCAAAGGCGACUGUGAAAAAAGACGACUACCUGCUUCUGAGUCAGUUUGUGAAAUCGUGCGCCAGCGAUUUAUCGCGUAUCGCCAGCGAGUCUGCUAAUGAUUUCCCAUUCAUUGAUUCCAUUAGAUUAGCUCGCUAUGUCAAGCUCCAAGAGACUUCCAUAGAUGGAGGAGGAGGAGACCAGAGUAUAGCGGCGUUACUUGUUGGGAAGAUAAAAAGUUCCAUUCUCGCUAAUCGUAAAGGAGAGGAUUCACUAGAUAUCUAUGAUGAUUUAGGACCCACUGCCCUAGCAAAGAAGAGCUCUGUAGAAAACCCCAUUCUGCAAAAGAAGCAGCAAGAGAAGGAGCAAAGCCUCACAACCAUUGACCUUCGUCAAGAGCGCAAUGAGGACAUUAGCCAUCUUUUGACGCAGAUAGCUGUGUUAGUUCCAAACACCGAGAGCGCUAUUAAUGUCAGGAAGUUCACGGGAGUUCCCCUGUAUAUCCUUGAUGGUAGGCUGCCGCCGGCACCCAUUUUCAAUAUCCAACUUAUCCUAACUAUGGAAGGCUUGUGCAUGUACCCGUCCCGUACUGACUUUAUCAAUUUUAUAGGAGACGUGUUGUCUGACUAUGCUACAUGUGUUCACCGGUCAAUCCGGCCCAUGAGCUUCGUGAAGCUUUCUUCCUUCUUUUCGGACAGUGGAGCUCACGCCCCGCUGGUAGGAAUAUCAAUCAAAGACAUUUUAGGUGAGUAUGGGGAGUAUACCAAUGGAAUAAGGGCGCUUAAGCAGCACCUAGAGCACGGAUGCGAUAAGAUUCGUGAGUAUGCCGUCGGAUUCUUGGAUCUUCUUGUGGGCGUGAGUGACUGCAUUAGCCGAUUGAGCGACGAAGGGCUUAUUCAACAGCUUAUGCAGCAAAAGGUUCCAAUUGCGUCACAUACCGUCAGCUUUACAACACGCGCUGCCAAACCAGUACUGAAUCAGCACUCUGAGGAGUCCGAGUCCUCUGACAAGAGCUUGCAGCUACUUACAGAAGAACACCCGGGCAUUUCAUACACACACCGGCGGGCUGCCGAAGAGUACGCAAACGACUAUGCAUUUCUAUGCCAGCUAGCUUCCGAAUUUGAUUUUAGGAUGAUGACCAAUUACGCAUUUCCAUCUAACGGUCUUGCAUCCCCUAUUGACGAAGUCCCAGAAAUGGAUGAAACAGCUCGCUAUCAGGCAGGUCUCCAGCAUUUAAACAACAGAACUGUACCUUUAUUGCCAGAAUCUGACAACUUUGUUAGAAGUGCAUUUCUUCGUUUGAUUACAGAGUUGAACCCAUAUUUAUUCAGGUCUCGCAUCGAUUCCAUUGAACACGUUGUUUUAUCUCUGACAAAGCUACGGGUCAAGCGAUGUAUCCUUUGCUUCCAGGUAGAUUCAACUCCGAUUGCUUCUGCGCUUCUGCCAAUCAUGAUAAAGCUCCUACAGUUUGUUAGGUUGUCUAUUCCCAAGACGAUUCUUAUUGUUGCCAAGAAUUGUAUCCACAAGAUAGGCUUUUACACUGCAGAGCUGAAGAAAAUACCAGAUAAAAGCUUCACCGCGAUGACCUUCAAUAAUGCCGCCUUAAGCGAUAUUGACUUUCUCAGAAACGAGGAGAUCACCACACAAGUGAUUGAUAAAGACAAGCUCUUGCAGACAAAAGACGUUCUGCAAUACUUUGAGGAGGCCAAAAUUGAGCAUAGGCUCUUUCAUGAGCUGUACAGGAAGUGUGAAGUAAUGAGCGAGCUUGCCAUUUACAAGAAUAUCAUUAGUGAUGCAGGUGCUGUAGAAGGGGUACAGGACUACUUUGAGAAGUUUUUCAAGUUCAAGGAGGACCCUAAUUGCAAUGAGGCAAUGAAAGAUUUUGAUAGAUCCCUGCAAAUGUUUGAUCUUUUGUUGGCCAGAUUUGCAGAUAAGCGCACUCGCCUUUACUCUGUCUUCCGUUACGACCUCAUUGUUCUAUUUUUCAAACUCCAGAGGCUUUGUUAUGACUCCCUCAAAGCAAUUCUAGACGUUGAUCAAAUGGUGAUCGGUUCUCAGUCCGCUGAGAAUGAUGAUGGUCAAAGUCUCGAAGACCCACUCAACGAGCACCCUGGUUGCGCAGACAUUUCUUCUAUCGGAGCAAUACGGACACCAACUGAACUCUUUUACUACUUACUUAAUCAAACCAAUCUAGAGGGGCCCGAUGUUUUCGAGGCUCCCAUUUCGACAGGCUCUGCUGUAUGUAGACACAGGUACGAGUUCUUUAUUAAUGCGCUUCAGGCCUCUAUGACCAUCGAUGAUGAAAGCCUGUACUUUUAUCAGUGUAUCCACCUGUUUGAAAGCACAGAAUUCUUUAUGCCGGAGGAGACUGUUAUAAGCUAUUAUUACAGAGAUGUUUAUUUGGGCGAGCCCGACACUCUCCACGAGGGAGAGGGCGUUACCAGCCGAUGCCCUGCAGACAAUAUCCAGGAGCCACAAAAGGAUGGCCCAUCUCCUAGUGGCUCACUCGAUCAGCCUGCCGUGAGCAUACAGCAGAUAGCUGAGGAGGAUGAUUUUACCACUGAGGCACUGGACCUUGUGCUCCAGUCGGCAAAAGAGAUAGAAGAACAACCCGGAGAACCCGUCCCCCAGCACAUCCGUACUGUCACUAGGAAGCUCUCCCCCACUGCUAUAGUCGAGUCUGAGUUUGUUAUUAGGGCAAUCAGACGGAUUGGUAAGAUCAGGCGGGACUUCUGGCUUUUCAUGCACGGAUUGAACCUCCUCAUUAAGAACGACUUUUCGAGGCCUCUUUGCAUGGUUGACUAUCCUUCUGUUGGGCGGAAGGUAAGAGCCAUUAAGCGUGUUUUUACGGGGUUAAGAGCACGGUUUCAAGCAAUCUAUGAUGAAGCUAAGUUCACUAGUAUUUGCAUGAAUCUGGGCGAAUUGGAUCUGAAAGCGCGAAUCACUGCCCAUCGCAUUGCUCAGAAAGCACAUCACGAUGAGCUGGCCUUUGAAAGCCAAAGGAAUGAUGCCCCUCAUGAAUCGCCAGAAGAGGACAUACUACUAUUAGAGGCUCUUUUCAGACCAUUCCUGGAAUCCCAUCUGCUUGAUCCUACAGUGAUUACUGACUGCGUGCUUGAGUGUUCCUAUGGAGAUAAUCACGAGGAGCCACCGACUUCUGUGGCCGGAGAAAUUAAUAGGACAGUCCUCAAAUAUCUGCUACUAAUAUACAAAGAGGUGGUUGCAGACCGGGCACUACUCGAUGAAAUGUUGCAUUCUCAAGGAAAGAUGCUUAAAAACGGAAAGAUAGUCAAGACAGGAGAGUUUUUACAUUCUCUGCGUCAAUCCCAACGCUCGAUGGGCAAGACUAUUAGUGACCAAUACGAACUACAAGGUAAGGGCAUACUUGGCUACCAUAAUGAUCAGCUUCCAGACGAUUCUGACUUUGAUUCGGCAGCUGACGAGGACAUCUCUCUUACCACAGAACUUCCAACUAGUACAGGCGUUAGCGUUAGCAUCACAGACGUGACAACCCUUGAGACCCGGGGCAAAGUCGUCAUACCCGCCUCUAUGGCUCAAAAUCUUGACAAUUACGAUCCAGAAACAGUCCUCGUUCAAUACAAAAAGCAGGACAGGAUAGAACCCUUACUAUAUAAUUUUAGCGAGUUUGAAGGAAUAGAUGACUUUAAGCGAAAUCAGCCUGAACCAACGAUGCUUGAGGCAAUUAAUUAUUACCUACAGCCUCCCUCCCUUCUCACACUAACAAUAGAGCUCCUAGAGAGAAUCGAGACUCUUUUGCCCCAAUUCAAGUUCAUUUCCUCGAUUGCAUUCCAGCCACGACAUUUCAAAAUGCUCACCCGUGAAUAUCUACGCUCACCCAAUUUACUUUUGGAAUACAAACUAAUGUCAUCCAGAUUUCUCAUGCUAGAACUGGACUACAAGGAGCUACCACUCUUUGAGAUUCUCUCCCCAGAGCAGCACAACGUUUACCGAGUCCUGUUCGGAUCAGAGUCCGAUAGCAUUGCAGAGCUUAUUAUGCUGAGCUCCAACAUCAUUGGGGGCAGCUCUGGCGCAGCGGGAUCACGAGCUCAACAAUCGCUUGAUCAUAACAAGAUUAUGCUCAAUUUAUACGCUAGCGUUGAAGAGGAUGACAAUGACGAGGACCUUUCAGACAGAGAGGAAGAGGCUGAACAACAAAACAUCAAGGCAAAGAUGUCAGGAAACUUUUCUCUCAGCGUUAGCACAGUUGCAACUCAUGUACAGGCAGUGCAGGCCAAAUACCUUGCCCACUUAGCUGCACGGAAGGCCUGGAUAACGAAAUCAGAGGCCUAUGUCAUUAGUGAGCAAUUUGGGGACGUCAGAAGCGAAAAGGAUGUGGCAGAUUCUAAAGUGCUGAUCUCGCAGAUGACAAAUUAUUCUUUCAUCCUUCAACGGCCCUCUAUUUAUAGCACCGAUAUGCUCUAUAACGUCUGCUAUAAGAUCUUUGGUUCUGAUGCAGAAAAGGAGGAAUAUUUCCGAAGAAGAGCCAAGAAGCGUGCAGAAAUUAGAUAUGGUGGCCUUUUUAUAGAAAUGGACCGCUUCACCGCUUCUAUUAAUCGCCUUGUAUAUCGCGGGAUUUUGGAGACGAGCGUCAUGAACAGCUUUCUCCUCUUUAUGCGCUCAAUUGAGCUCGAGUACAGCUUGCUUAGCAGUCUUUCCAAGCUGAAGCAAGAACUGGAUGGAUUGACAUUGCCACUUAUACCCUACACAGGAACCCUUUCUACAGAUCACGCCUCUCUCAGCCAGCAGGUCUAUCUGAUCACCUUGACCGACACUGUCGAAAACGUACUUAAUGAUGUCAAAACAGAGCUAAACACACUUGAAUCUCAAUUCAUGCGGCUGGGCGACAACCCUGCCAUGCGCGAACUUAUCAAUAUUAAGAAUACCUGCACUGUAUGCCAGGAUGCAAUUCUCAUCUGGGAUCUGUAUCAGCGAAAGUUCAUCGCUGUUCUACGCAUCUUUGCUCCAUCAAGCCCGAUUGUCCGCCAGCUGCCCGAGGAUAUGCGGACUUUCACCAAGCUCGUGAAGCACUACCUCUCGCUUAUGAAUUCUGUGGCAAGGACUCAAAAGGUAGCUGUGUGGUGUACAAAAGAUACAAUUCAUAGUAUCAUGGGAUGGCAAACCGAUCUCGAUGCCAUCUAUGCCAACAUUCUGAAGUACCUGGAUAUAAAACGCCGCCAGUUCAUGCGCUUCUUUUUCCUUUCUGAUAAUGAACUCCUAAUAGUUCUGAGUGCACAGGACGAGACGGCCCAUGGGGCGCCCUUUGAUCCAACUCUUCUGACCCGUACUCUUCAGAACUGCUUUGAGAAUGUGACGUCUCUUAUCUGCGAAACAAAGACUGAGCACGAUGUUCGCUCGCUCUACUUAAAGGGGGUACGGUCACGUGAGGGUGAAGCACUCAUGCUUAUGCAACCAACGUCCGAGAAGGACAUACGCAUAAGAGGGUCUCCUGACGUAUGGCUAUCAGCCUUGGAUACCCGCAUAUCUAAUACCCUACAGACAAUGAUGGGAUCUGCUGUACAGCAGCACGCGCCUGAGCUCCGCAGCAUGGUCUCUAUAAUUUUCGAUAGACUGCCGCUUCAUGAUCACAGUAUAUCAACUAAGAAUAUAGCAACGCCUGGGCACAGCUCCCUAACCGCAAACUUUGGCGAUUCAAAGCUAUCGGUGCACCAGAGGGAAAUCACCUUGCGGAUAAACUUCUCUUCUGAGGUGUUUCUGAACUUUAUUGCAUCAUACCCGGUCCAGGUUAUCAGCGUUGUUAGACAAUGCGUGACGUGGUUUUUCAUCAAUUACCCGCAAGAGUUUGAGAAUGCGUCGUCCUUUUAUAAGCGCCCAUCCAACACCAGUGCAGGAACAUCGGCCUUGAGUGCGUCGCUUCUCGCUGAUAAGACCAGGGUUAAUCCAGACGACACAAUCAGGGGAGUCCUAAAUCAAAGCAGUCGAUCCAGCAGUGAUCGGGAUGGAGUGCUGUCUAAGCUACAGAUAGUUGAGGCUCUCUUGGAAAUCCAAGAAUACAUCCUGAGCCUUCUUAUCGGAAUUACCAGAAAUAACAUUGUGGCUAUCUCUGGCUCUAAUGGCAAUCAACCUGCCGAUGGCACAGCUUCAGUUGUGCAGCAAAAGACUCCAAAGCGUCCACAAGCCUCUCCACUGAAGGGUCAAUCUUUGCGCAGUCAAUUAGCCAAUAACUCUAUGGACGACUUACUUCGAUCUUCUGCUGCGCAAGCAAGUCCGAUGGCUUCUCUGGCAGGCACCGGCCAGCCAGCUAAGAUAAGCCCAGCAGGUGUGUUCCCCUUGCUAGCAACUGAAUUAUAUAUAAGGGACCUUCUUGAGCGAAAGAGAGACCAGUUGCAGCAGGAUAUGGAUUGUGAGUCUAAUAUGGUGUGUUAUACGUUCAAUGCCUCAGAGGGCAAGAUGUACAUGACGUUAGAGGAAAGCGAGCGAACCGUCUCUUCAGCAAAGUUAGAGAGGCUCAAUGCGUAUCAAAAGAAACCUUAUUAUUAUCUUUUCGACAAUGCUUACGCCGCAUAUUACUACGAGUAUCAUGGGCAGAUCCCUCGACUCAUUAUUUCCCCGACCAUUGACUCAUAUCGCCAAAUAUUUCUUGAUACAAUGCAGCACCUCCUAAAGGGCAAUAGUCUCAUCGGAAAUGCAGGAACCGGGAAGACAGAGAUCUCUAAGGACUUUGCACGCUCGCUGGGCCGGUUCUGUAUAGUCCUGAACUGCACAGAAGCGUUGGAUUACAGCACAGUUGUUAGGAUCUUUAUGGGCAUGGCGGCCACCGGCUCUAUUCUCUGCUUAGACGAGUUCAACCGACUGACUCUUGAAACUCUCUCGGUGAUUUCGAAGCUUAUCGUUUGUAUUCAGCAGGCCAUAAGAAGGAAGGAAAUAUACGUUAACUUGACAGAUGGUAGUGACGCUCUGGCAGGCCACGAGGCUGAAGAAGAUAGGAACCAAGGUUCGCCCGGCGAAGCUGUAGCUUCGACCGCCAUCCGUCUCCGUUCGUCAGCAUCAGUGUUUAUUACAAUGAAUCAAAGCUCGUAUAUCUUUACCAAUCGUAUAGAGCUACCGGGGAACACAAUGGCCCUGUUUAGGCCCCUCAUGAUCAUAAAGCCAGAUAUAGACUAUAUCGCCGCAGGACUAUUUCUAAUGCACGGAUUUGCUACAGCGCAAGACCUGGGCCGCAAGUUUCGUUUCUUUUUCACGAAUCUGGACGCCAUUCUUAUUAGUACAAACAGCAAAGCCAAACCAAAGCAUCGUCCGGCGUCACUUGAUAUUUUGAACACCCAGGAACAGACACCAACGGAAACAUCAAGACAGCUGCAGAGUGACCUUGGAAUGCCUCACAGACCCUCGGAAAAUAUACAGCUUUAUGAUACCAAGGUUAUCGAUCUGUCGCUGAGGACGAUUAAGUCAGUUAUUCUGGCGUCCUCCCACACAUUUAAGCGCUGGCUCUACAUCUUCAGGGAAAAUGCAUACAUCAAGAGUCUAUUAAUAGGUGACAAAGCCAAUUCAAAGCAAUACAAGGAGCAUAUGAUCUUCAUGGGCUAUAUCGAGACCAUCUGCGUAAUUGACAACCUCAUCCGUCUUUUGACACCCUGCCUGGUAGAGCUCGACAAGCACAACUUCAUAGAAAUUGUUGCAGAUGUGUUUGGAAGAGAUAUUGUCAUGUGUUAUAUGGAGAGCGAUAGAUAUGAUCAUCAGGCCACUUGCACGACUAGAGUCGAGGAUCUAUCCGACGCAGUCAUGAACUCAUCGUUUAUGCUUAUCAACAAUAUGGAAGCAGUAGCGAAAUCUAGCUUUGUGAUCACAGACUUGAAUAAGAGGCCGGUUUCUCAGCAAUCUUAUGCUAUCUCUGUCCAACAACCAGGCCAAGCAGCACCAUCUGAUGAUCUUGACGUUGAUAAGUUUAUGAUCAUACGCAAAUCUGAGCUCUCGUUCUUCCAUAUGCUUCUUACUGAUCAAGAAUUAUGGCCUACUGUUUCUGAAGCCGCUUUGAAUUACAAAAGACCUAUGAGCGAACAGCUGUUAGACAGGAAUCGUCAGAGACUAAGUGGUGCAGAAGUAGUGCCCAACUCAUUCGAUUGUCCACAAGAACUAAAUGGCACAGUAAUAGGAUCGGCUGCUCCAACACACGCUGACCAAUUCCAGGGCAAUGCGGUGCAUUAUCGAGUGGCGUCAUCCAUUAUGGCAUCCAAACUUAACAUUGGUCGCAAGCAAAUUACUGCCCUUGCGCAGGCCCAGACUCUGGUCGCCGAGAAUAUCCAGAAGCGGGCAGAAGCUGUUCUUGCUGCUUAUCGCAGCUCGUGUCGUGCAACAGGCCGCAUCGCAUUCAGAUACCAAGGAGAGAAGUACUUCGAGUUGGAGAACCUUCUCUGGAUUCGAACAGGGAUCAUCCUCCUGGGGAGCCGAAACACGUUCAAAACAGUUCUCUGGAGGCUCAUGCUUGAUGAGACCAACGAAUGUACCGUUAUCAAUCCGCGUGCACUCACCACAGAGGGCCUCCUGGGUGGCUAUCAAAACGAAGCAUUCCAAGAUGGGAUUUUCAGCUCGGUGUUACGGAACUAUUGCAUUGCUUCUUAUAACCUCCUUAUGGAAAAGAAGAAGGAGAGGGAAGAGAAGGAGCUCAAGCGGCAAAUUAAGGAGGCAAAGCGUCGAGGCAAGACUUUCCUGAGGCAUCGAGACGUCAGCGUAAGCGAGGAUUUCACUGAAGACGAGCAGUCACAAAUUGAGGCAGACUCUAAGGGCUUUUCUCGCUCCACAGAGCGGCUUAAGUUUAUUGUGCUAGAUGGUCCCAUUGACUCUGCAUACGCAGAGUGUAUGAACUCGCUCUUGGAUGACAACAAAAUGCUCUGCUUGGCCAACGGCGAAAGAAUACGUAUCUCCAAUCACAUAAGGAUAAUCUUCGAAACAACAGACAUCAGCCAUACGUCUCCAUCCACUUUGAGCCGCUGCGGUAUUCUUUCUCUUGAGGAUAGUAUUCAGAACUAUGCACUCUUGUAUCAAGCCAUCCUUGUCUCCUCUCUGCGGGAAUUAUUCGAGCUCGAUUAUUUAGACUUUGCACGCACGUAUUCCUAUAAUUCCGAAAAGAUAAAGUCAUAUUGUCGAAUGAAUAUGGAUUUACAAUCCGUGGAGCUCCUCUUUGACAAAAAAGAUGUGGUUCUCGGGCUCUCCACAACGAAGGUUGCACAUUAUUCCAACGCUGCAAUGACGAACAGAUGUGAUGCCUCUGCGACUAGCGCGUUAGGGCACUCGGAUCUUAGCGCCUUAGGGAUCUCUGGCAGAACAAGUAAGCGAAUGACACGCAAAGAGAGACUGGAGGCUUAUAAGGCACGCUACCCCAACCGUGCUCCGUUGGCAGAUGUAGCUAAUACAGAAUAUUAUGCACGCAAUCCGCUGCAUUUUGAGAAUAACUUCUACGUUAACGUCUUAGAUGUGUAUUCAACAUUAUUCGAUUGUCUCUUUGGCCUUGUGGCAACUAGGGAGCAAAGCUCCACUGAUCACAGUCCCCAAUCGAUGCAUAAAUUUGAUCCUCAAGGGUCUCUCAAUCUCGGAGCCACGACCUCAUCUGCGGAUGAACAUGGAAUUGUCCUAAAUUUGACAUUUUUGUGUUCUAACAUGAGCACGAUUGUCCAGCAAGCCAUUAGGAUAUUGCGUGCCCACCUAUGUGCGUCAUCUUCGCACAUUUAUGAGUUGGUGGCUGCAGAUCCUACGCGAGGCAUGCUCGUUCGGUUGCUUCAAGGGUAUGCGAUUUUCUCAGUUGUGUGGUCGUGUCUUGGGUUAUUUGGGAAGGAUCUUUACGUUCAGAAAAUUGACAAGCAACUCCAGGAAGUCAUACUGGAGCGCAAAUAUUGGGCAGCUGCUUUCCACGUCAAUGGAAUGUCUUCAAAGACAGAGCUAGACACGACACUUGAUCAAUGCUUCUUCGAUCCGUAUCGCCUCAUUCCAGUCUCCUUCGCUGCGUGCAGCAAGUUUGAUCAUCUUAAAAGUUACAACAGUGUGUAUGGCGCGCUUGCUAUGUCGCAAAAUUGCGAUUUGGAACACGGCAUCUUUAAUGUGGAGUUUGAUACAUUGACAUCACGCGUAUUUGUUGAAACCGCUGAUGUGCGCCGUACGCUUUACAUAUGCCUCACAGACCUACUAUACUACGACAAGACUAUUACCCUCAGUAAGCUUCUAUCAAACGUACACGCACAAAGAGAAGAGCAGAACUCUAAAGCACAGAAAAACAGCGAAUCCUUCGGGGGACUUACAAUGCCUUCUGCUCGAGAGCCACUGGGUAAAAAGAACUCCAGCAAACACGGAAGCACUGCCUCUAGCAUGACCAUGAACACUAUCAACCCUGCAAGUAUUGCAGCUCUUGCCGCUAUGACUGGACCUGGGGGGUCACGAGACGUUGGCUUUGCAGCAUCAAGUAGCAACCUUCCAGGAACCAUCCAGCCCGUGACAAACAUCUCUGCCCGUGACCAGCUGCAGAUAUUGCCGGCAAGCAAUAUAUAUCUUCAAAUAUCUGGCUUUGGGGCUGAAGCGGUUGUGGUGAUGCUAACAGCCUUGCUUCAACAGACUGCGAGUGCGCUUCCUAUUCCUUUGCGAUUCUCUGGUGCAAAUAAAACCCUGCAGCAAUUCGUUGAGUACUUUGAAAACUGCUUCAAACGUGAGGAUAAGAUCCUGUCCCCGUCCAACACUAUUGGGGGAACAAAUCUCUUCAUCCUACGCAAUAUGAAUAUGGCGCGUCCCAUAACCAAUAACCUCGGAGCAUUCACUUGUUUCCCGAUCAAUGAGUUUAUCUCCUUCCUCAUGCAAAACAACGGCGUCUACAUUGGAUCAUCGCCCCCAAGCUUCCAUUGUGUUAGGAAUUAUCAGAUUAUCAACGUGGGCCCGCCGUUGCUCUCGAGUAAGUGUAUUGCACACUCCCUCACCGUCUCUUGCAGCGCGUUUACGAAUGUCUCGGCUGUGAUUUCUGCUGUGUUUACCGCUUGGAGCAACGCGUCUCAUAUCAGAAGUUACAUUAAUCCCGUUGUCUUUUCCAUCCUUCCUCUUUUCACCAACGUUAUCUGUUUGUUGCUUGACCAUUCUGAACACAGUAGUUCAGUUGAUUUACAAUUCAGUUAUACAAAACUCUUUGCCUUUUUGCGGAGGUUUUCGUUCACUACCCCGGCCACAUUCAAGAAUAUCCUUUCGACUGCGGACGCUCUUUUAGACCCUAUAAACACAUCUGUCGUUCGGCGUGGUCUCCUACAGAUUCUACUUUCGUGCCUGCGGGCAGAGCUUUACCAAGGAAGAUCCGAUCAAACUAUCAGAACUCUCGACGCUUUUCUUGUUGAUCACGUGAUCAGGCAUCUGUCAGGAACUGUUACCGAGCUUAAACCAUCUGCAGCCAUCCGUGUUCCUGUCAAGCUGCGUCCAGAUGUCAUCCUAAACCAGGAUACUGCAUAUCUUUCAGACAUAGCUGAACUGAGGCAGAGUGGCUUGCAGUUGUCUAAAAUGCAAUUACUGAUGCAACAAUCCUCAUCGGCAAUAGGCGACCAGAAGGUGCCGUUGAUCGAGAUACUUUUACACACGGGAAACUUAGCCUCUUACGACCUAAAUAAUUAUCAAUAUAGACAGGUACUUUCGAUUGGCACAGACUUAAACUCAGAACAGAAUAUGGUUUCAGAACCUUUGCAAUUAGAUGAGCUAUCCAGCAAGGAAGGCGCCGCAAACAACGGGCCAUGCCAUCGUGGAAGCACACUCCAUCCUAUUCUCCAAACAUUCUCCUCUGAACCGGUACACACCAGCCCCUCUUUCCUUGUUACUUGCACAUUUCCCCAUUCAUUUGACAGCAUGAUACUCCCGUCUGUUCCCCUUCCAGAGCCAUGUCCACAUGUGGCAAAUAACGACACGUUUUCGCCUCUUGUUGGUGGAUUGCAGCAGGAGCUGAAGCGCCGCAUGCUAAAGCUGGCCUAUCAUCUAGCCAAGCCUGACUCCCAUUUACUCGUCGUGCACUUGGCAGGGAUUUUUGUUGAACAAGCGGUCAUGGUAGCCAUCGAAGCUCUUCAGAUGAAGCCACGUAUGGUACUGGAUAUUCAAGAGCUUUAUCAGCUUAUCUACGGUAACUGCUGUGUCAUCAACGAAGAUCCCACAUGCCUUAUUCUAUCUCCAAUUGUCGUCCAGCCAGCUCUUCCGUUUAUAGAACAAUUGCUGGAUGACCCUCAUUUUCUGGCUAUAAACAACUACCACCUCGUUAUCUUGGCCGAGCCGAGUCUUUAUCAGAGCAUGAGAACCACCUACCCAGGAGUUAUUAAACGCUGUACAGUAGAAGUCCCAGGUACUUGGCCGAUGGUCGAGAUAUGUAUCUCUGCUGUCAAGCUUCUCCCACUCGAUGUAGCAAAGGUGUUUUGCAUGUCAGCCGAUGGGCUGAUCCCGAUCCACAAGCUCAAUGAGAGCAACAUCGAUCAGACCAUGCUCCACCGCUUUGCCCAAGUCUUUUCUUCGAUAGCAGAAGUUUAUAGAAUCAAGCUGGGAAGCGAGCAUCUUAUUAAAACCCCGAUAGUCUUUGCGCGGUUCCUUCGUACAUAUUACAAGAUGUUCAGUGACCGAAAGCUCAAAUUGGUGGAGCAAGAGGCACGUUUGGAGAAGGGACUAGAGCUCUUUGCACAGAGCUCUGCCCAGGCCAGCGAACUAGAGAUGCAGCUUGAGAAGCUCCAACCACAGCUUGAACAACAAAAGCAAAAGGUAGCAUCCAUUUUAGCGGAACUUUCCGCAAAGAAGCUACUGGCACAGGAGCAGCACGCAGUCGUCAGCUCUGAGAAAAUGGCCCUUACUAUAGAAGACAAGUCCAUCACUGUGGAGAUGACGCAGGCCAAGAAGGAGCUUAACAGAGUUCUCCCUAUGUUGCAGAAGGCUGAUGAGGCUCUUCAGAAUCUUAACAGACAAGAUAUUGCAGAGCUGAGUACAUUUACAAAUCCACAUCCACUUGUGGUUCUCGUUAUGAACGCUCUUUGCGCUCUUAUGGACCAGCCGACAAACUGGGCGUCAGCUAGGCAACUCCUAUCCUCUGGAAACCUCAUUUCCUCGCUUCUUGCAUAUGACAAAAAAACAAUCAAUCCAAAGAUCCUUGCCAAAUUCAGAGCCAUUACAGCAACGCCAGACUUUAACCCUGCCAAAAUAUCAUCCAUCUCGACUGCCGCCACUACAAUUUGCAGCUGGUGCCUUGCAGUGGUGGAAUACGCCACUGCGUGGGACAAUGUUAAGCCGAAGAUAGCCCGCUUGGAGAAGGCUCGCCAAGAGUAUAUUGUCAACAAACAGAACAUGGAGAUCAAGGAGGCCGAACUGGAGGAGCUCCAGGCCCUGUUACAAGAGCUUACGGUAGAAGCAGAUAGGAACAAAGCUAUCGAGCAGGAGCUCGAGUCUCAGAUACGGACGGCAGAAGGACGCUACAAACUAGUCAAGAGUAUUAAGACACUUUUGGAAGUGGAGCACGAGACAUGGGAAGAGUCACUCACUGAGAUCAGGACAGAACAUUCAAGCUUAGCGACCACAGUAACAGAAUCUGUUAAGUUUAUGUUCGUUACUCUUUUAGGUGCAGCAAGCUCCUUCAGAGCCGAAGUUAGAACGGACUCCAAGAUGUGUCUUAGCCCCAGUGAGAACGCCCGCUCUUCAACGUCUCUAGAUGAGUGUGUGGAUAUGGGCCUAGUAAGACUGCACAACGAUGAGGAGCUCUGUAUGUGGAGGCAGCAUUGCUUGCCAUCUGACAACGCUACUACAGAGUCAAUGGGUUGCUUAAUGAACUCUGUGGACACUCCAUACAUAUUUGACCCUGAGUCAGUAGCAGAGACUUUUCUAAGCAACCUCCCCAACAUCGUUUGUGUUAAGUACUCCCCGGAAGAGCAGGCGACAGUGCUCAAGAAGCUUGUCGAUGCUGGAAUUCGCGGAAAAGUUUGCUUAGUGACAAACAUGGGGUCUGAGAUUCCGUCAUUUAUAAUGGAGGUGCUGAAGCAGAUCUCAUGGGAUGCGCGCCUAUUAUUCUGUGAUGCAACCUCAGACCAUGAAGAGAACGAGUUGACUACGCAGCAAACGCAGAGUAAGCGCGACUUGGAGGUUGCACGCAAAAACCUAUUCUUGCAGAUGAACGACAUCCCUUUACCUCAAGAUAGCGAGAACCCUGAAAAGGAGGAUGCGCUUCCUAACACACCGGUGAUUCCAAGGACCCCUAGCUACACACUAGGAAUGUUGAAACAGGUGGUUAGCUCGACACCAGAAAGACGCAAAGUCAAGAUCAUCCGAACACCGCGAACAACCAGUGGAACGGCGGCGACAACUCCACGGACACAACUCAGUGCAACAAGCACCCCUAGAUUCAAUCCAUACAACGAUGAUUUAGCAGUGACACUGACUCAUGAUGCUCUGGACCCGGGCGUACAGGCCGUCAUGGAGCAUAGCUUAGUCGUAAAGAUACAUGGAUACGAUUAUCUCUUCAGCAAAUCGUUCAACAUAAUCCUUCUUAGCAACGACUUCUCAAUUAUUUCUCAGCUUUCUCCAGAGAUAAUCGCCAAUUUCCAGAUUGUUUCAUUUGCUAAGUCUCGCGCGGCAAUGGAGGAUCAUCUAAUAUCAGUUAUGAUAAAGAGCAUCAACCCCAAGAUAGAGCGCAGCUAUCUAAAUGCCGUUGUUGAAGCGUCAAUCGCAAAGUCUUCUCUUAAAAUCCUCGAGCUACAAGUACUUAAUACUCUUAUGAACAGCAGUCUUGAACAGGCACUUUCUGAUGAGCUCUUGGGAAGCCUUCACGGGGCCUCGAUGCAAAAGGCUUCUAUCAAGCGACGCCUGACCUUCAUCACGAAGAUGCACCGCAAAAUAUUGCAGAUGCGUGAUACACAUAGAAACGCUGCGGUAAUAUGCACGUCGAUCUUCUUGGGACUCCGGCAGCUUCUGAAGCUCAGCCUACAAACAUACAGUCACGUGGUGGCGAGGAUAAUAAUCUGCAAUAACGACAUGAGCCAGAAUUUUGCAUCGAAUGCAGCAUACGCCCAUCUUCUCAAUUUGUCCACAGCAAUUCAGGUCAACUCUCCUUACAUGAGCAACCAAAACACCCCGAACCUUCAGAUGAGUUCCUUGAUAUCUUCUUUUACAGGGGCUCAAAGUCCUCUUAAUCUAAGUGUCAACAUAUCAACCUCUCGCUCGAAGGUAGCACUACCCGAGACGUAUGGGGCUACAGGAGACAGGCGCAUGGGGACCUCUACCCUUGCAAUAACUCGUGUUGCCGAGAGCGCAGAUGACGAUGCGACAGGGAGCUCUGAAAAGGAAGCACAGGAAGAAGAUAACUGCAGCUUUGAGGACUUGAUUGCCAGUAGGGUUAACUUUGAGAAAACACAGGAAUUAAUGGAGGAGAAGGAGAUGGCAGAUCUGACCGUUGAAUUGGAACAGUUGAAUCACAAUCGCAUCAGUCAUGACAAUAACGAGUAUAUCGAGACAAUUAUCGCCCUAUUUAUACUUGCAUUUGACGAAUCUUCGGCAAUGGCGUUUCUCUAUCACAUCUUUACAUAUCUCGAUACGGAGCGGGUUAGCGAUCCCCUUCUGUGGAUAAUGACAAAAUGCCUCAUUAUCUCGGGCCAUGACUAUGCACGAAUCGUCGGACACCCGUCUAUUUUGAGUCAGCAAGAGAAGGGCGCUGAAGGAGCUAAGGUUAAUAUUGAUAACAGCCUAGAUAUAACUAUCAUUCAGGAGAGCUUCUUUAACGUAGAAAAGCUUUAUGUACGGAACAGCUCUCAGUUGGAGAGCAUGCCCCUUUCAUCUGACAUGAGAAAGGCGUUCGCAGGCCCCGGAGAGAACUCUAUGAAGAUUUCCGCAACUGAGAUUUUGCAAAGACGCAAUCAUGCAGCCAAUCUUAUUUCUGGUCUAUUUUGUAUUGGAAGAGAUCAUACUCAUACUGAGGGCGACCUUGAAGGGCUUCUUCCUAACCUAAGCUCUGAGGCGGCUAAAGGCUCUGUAGGACUGAAGUACUGUCUGAACACGAAUAACGAAGCUACCCAAGCAAACGAAGUCGAUCGCUUAGACAUUUUUGCAAAUGCUCCGUACGUGCCAUAUCAUCCCGGGCUUCAGCAGAACAUCAUUUUCUCUGUAAUAUAUCACUGGAACGUUUGGCAACGAUGCAUGAGUGUUACAUCCUCUGACAAGGUAAUUGCAUCAUUUACGGACCUCAUGAAGACCUUCAUGUUAUCUGACAUAUUUACAGACAACGAUACUGUCGUGCGCUUCGAGGAUCACUUGCUCCUGCUCUUCAUCAAACACUUCAGGCCCGCAUUCCUGCGGAUUGCCGUCAACAAUUAUAUUGUGAGAAGCAUAAAGCGUUAUAACAUCCGUUUGUCUGCAGUGCAGAGACUCAACUUUGGAUCUGUUCUCAAUAUCAGCGAUAGCCAGCUGCCUAUUCUCUUCAAUCACUCUUCGUCCGUAGAUGCAGUUCGCUUUAUUUCGCAAUUCUUACCACAAGAGAGCUACCAGUUGAUGCAGGCUAGCACAGCCGCUCGCGAGGCCAUUGUGAAAGCAAAGAAGAGCGUUAUGCUUAAGAGUCAUGUGGAGAACUAUGCCGAUGACAAUCCAAUCAUAGAGCUGAAGGUUUUGCCACUUAGCAAAGGAACGGAGAAGAUGGCCCUGAGCGCUCUCUCGCAGCACAUCGGCUCCCCCGUUUGGCUAGUUCUUCAGAAUGCACACCUCGUUCCUGAUUUUGUCAACAACGAUCUGCGCAGACAUUAUGCGGCGUUAACGGCCAAUAGCUACCGAAUGGACGUGGGCGAUGGCUCUAUCUUUGAGGCGUCAGCAAUAGAUCAAUCUACAACAUCCAUGAACAUGUCUGCUAUAGACGUCAAUCAGGAUCCUAUUGGUGCCACUGCUCCGUUACGUGGAGGGCCCAUGCCACCGGGCGUCACUGCUACUCCACUUCUGCGCACAAUGGCCGCAACGCUCCUUCAGACAGGGAUUCCUGACUUCAAGCCAGUGUCUAGGCAUUUUAAAUUAAUUGUUACAGCGGAGGGAGACGCAUCCAGUUUAUCUUCCUUUGCCCAGGCCUGCAUCUCCUUUAAACGAAGUUCAGAUGUCAGCUUUUCAAGCGUCUAUAAGAGAACGAUGGAACUGUCUCAGAAGUAUCUGGCUGAGUUUAAGGAUGUACACAACUUUGAUAUUGAGCAGUACAAAGAGGAGCACAUGCAAACAACGAUAGGGUUAACAGACAUCAGCACGCUAUUUAUCAAGAACUCCUAUGCCAUAGCUGCGAUCAUAAGUCGCUGUUCCUUUGGCACGCACGGCUGGACAUCUGUAUACAGCUCGUUUGACGAGAGCGACUUGGAAUCUGUUCUGAUUACGUUCUUCCGAAUUCUUGCUCACGAACUAGUUUUUAACGACAAUUGUCUUGUUCUGUACAAUAGAUUGGUUGAGAAUAUCAUUGAUAAAUACGGUGCGAAAAUGGGCACUCAGCAUGACCGUACUGUAUUGAAAUACUUAACGGAGUUUGUAUUUGGAUAUAGCUCAAGGCAUGUUCGUGCUGAAGUAGGUACUAUGCUCUUACAGGACCCGGCGCAGCUCUAUAACAGAGGUGAAUUUGAUACUGCAGCAAUGAAGAAGAUGAUCAGCAACGCUAUUCUUAGUGUAGAUAUAAAUACGGUUAGAGACAAUCCGCGCCACUUAGGGCUUGCUGAUCCAGAAAGGAUUUAUCUUUACCAGCGAGAGGGGCAGCAGAUACUAGAGUUUUUAGACUCAACCUUAGGAUCUGGGGUCAUGUACUCUGUUGCAAAAUCUAUUUCUUACAACGUUAGAUUGAUUCACUAUGACCGUCGUAAGCUGGCUUUGUCGUUGCCUACCGAGAUUAAUACCAAGAUAGAUGCUAAUGAGAAGUCCUGUCCCUUGAUGUUCUUUAUGUACCAGGAAAUAAUGUUCUACAAUCGCAUGGUUAAAGACUUGGUGGACUAUAUCCGGUACGCUAGAUAUGACGUCAUCCCGGACUAUAUCCUUCAAUUCAUGAUUCAGCGCCACGUGGACAAUCUCUUCAAGCUGAUCAAUCACCUUGUCCGAGCGCGAUCAUACUAUAACGAUGCCAUGAUUGACCGGAAUUAUAUGAACAUUGACAUCUCGUUGACCUUCCGGCCGUCUGCCCUGUUCACUGCAUUCCGUGCCCAGGCCUGCUACAUCACUGGUGGGACCGUAGAUCAAUACACAUUGGCGUAUGAUAUAGUCCCGUACGCAAACCUACGUCAACGGGACAACGUUCAGAUAUCCGGUCUGAAACUUAAGUCUGCAUACGUUGACCUCAGCAUUGGAAAGGUAAGCAGCCAAAGCGUGACGAGCAUAUACAAUCCACUGCCUGCAAUGCGCGUUCUUGCGCAGAGGAUAUACAAGAAAAAGUCUGUUAUCAUAAGCUUGGGGAAUUUUUCAUCGACUAUAUAUGCCUCUGAGCAAGCUAGGAGAAACAUGAAUGAUUCCUUUAUGAAAACAGAGCAAAGCAUGACACUCUCUGGGACGGAUGACUCAGCUCCGAUGGUUGGGCUUCCUGGAGAUAGUAACUCAGCCGUCGGCGCUCCUAAUGAGCGUGCUAACAAGGCUCGCCCAAUGUCUGGCAGACCGUGCAUAGCGACGCCAAAUACAAAGUCUGUGCAGAAUAGCAAGCCAAUUACACCCGCUGUUCCCACUCCCCCCCCCGAGAUUCAGGAAACCCAUGCAGAUUCGAACGUAAUGGCAAACACACCUAAAAUACAGCAAUCUACGCAGCCAAAAGCCCGCUUGAACAGAUUAGGAAUUAAGCUAACCUUAGAUUUAGGUACUCGGUCUAACUCUCGAAGGAGCGUGAAUGCCAGCAGCAAUGAGGAAUCCCGAGACACCACACCACGUGACGACCUGAGAAAGCAGCCUGGUGUCACAUCUGUGUCGUCCGUAACAGAGUCUUCGUCCGAGACAGACUUCGUGGAGGCAAGGCCGCUCAAUGUGGUGGAGCUCAAUGUUCUGAAGAAGUACGAUGGGCUGCGAGCCAAGAACAUCUUCGACCGGCGACUAGUGUACUUCUCUAAUAAAAACUACUCUGGUUAUUAUGAGGCAUCCCCACAGGUGAUUGAGUGUCCAAUCUUCGUAGACAUUUAUAGUAAGGAGAUGGGGUCCAUAUCAUCUGUCUUUCUUCCAUGUUCCGAGGAAAUAGAGAAAAUUACAGCAGGGGAUAUUUUCAUUGUUAUACACGAAGACUAG
Giardia duodenalis is the source of this 22350-nucleotide messenger RNA. RefSeq names its product Ciliary dynein heavy chain 11. Gene Ontology annotation, cellular component: dynein complex. The coding region runs from base 1 to 22350 and encodes 7449 amino acids. The transcript has a single exon. The record is from RefSeq and is a predicted model, not a curated record. NCBI's taxonomy places the organism in Eukaryota, Fornicata, Diplomonadida, Hexamitidae. Gene Ontology annotation, molecular function: dynein intermediate chain binding; ATP binding; dynein light intermediate chain binding. Gene Ontology annotation, biological process: microtubule-based movement.